This is a messenger RNA of Peromyscus leucopus (white-footed mouse), 1798 nucleotides long. It is a transcript of the gene C19H18orf54, whose product is annotated as chromosome 19 C18orf54 homolog. Lineage: Eukaryota; Metazoa; Chordata; Mammalia; Rodentia; Cricetidae. Bases 149 to 1747 code for a protein of 532 amino acids. The transcript is spliced from 8 exons. The record is from RefSeq and is a predicted model, not a curated record.
AGUCUGUGUUUUGAAUUAAGAGUCGUUGACAUUUCUUGCCCUAAGUUUAUCGUUCAACACGAUGGGUUUCAUUUUGGAGAUUUCACACCGAAGCGCUCUCGAAGGGGAAUGUAUUUAAUGGAAAUGAAUAACUUAUUUUGAGAAAACCAUGUCAAAAUCAAGCACAAAACACAGAGUAUGUUCUCGGGAAUCUUCAGUGUCUUCUCUCCUGGCAAGCUGCAGCCUGAGUGCGAGUGGUUCCUCCAACGCGGAUGGCUCUUUUCAGUAUAAGGACAAACUGUACAGUUCUGCGUCUGAGGCCCUGCAGGCUUAUAUUGAUGAUUUCGAUCGAAGCAGAGACUAUCCUGGAGCAAACCCGGGCAGAGGGAAUGUUGAUGAGGAGUCCGAUACUGGGCUGCCAUUUUCCAGCUGUGUGCACAAACCUAACAAUGCUUUUGAAAAUCUUGAUCACAAACAGCACUUAAACUCUGUACACUAUAGAAGAGAGACUGUUAAUGACAUGGACUCCAUUAGUCUAACAACUGACGAUUUGUUAAGACUUCCAGCAGAUGGAUCUUUUUCCUUCACUUACGUGAAACCUGGUUACCGACCGAGCAAGAAAAACAAAAACAUUGGAAGACGGGCUUCGUCAGACAUUAAGAAGAAUCCAAAUUUUCAUGUAGACUCUACUCCCAAGAGCAAGGAUAAUGUAGUUACUCCUGAUGUAUAUACCAAUGUAAAUGGAAAGAAAUAUAGUAGCUCCAGAGCCCCAAAACCUAUGACUAGAAAUAAUAAAUAUGUUUUGGAGUCAUCUUUAUUUUUUCCUAAAGAAUCGUCUUUCAAGGACAGUUCGAAGUCUGGUCCUGAAAAGAAUUAUCCAAGAUGGCUCACUAGCCAGAAAUCUGAUCUUAAUGUCUCAGGGGUAACUAGUAUACCUGAUUUUAAGUAUCCAAUUUGGCUCCACAAUCAAGACUUGCUACCUCAUGCAAAUAGUCAAAGGGUUUCUGAAUUUCUUAAUGAAGAUGAAUACUCCCUUAUGCAUAGUUACCAAACACAAAGGACUACUCAGCUUACAAAUAAAGUAGAUUGUUUUGAAUAUUCUUUUCAACCUUCAAACUUUACAAAUUCCUUCAGUGAGAAUAAAGGAUUAGUUAAUGACUAUAAAUGUGAUUUUGAAAAUAGCCAAUGUCAGUGUGAGAAUCCACUUCUCCCAGGACAAUUCCAAAAGCCAUUCUGUGGUGACAAACUCGAAUUGCUUAUCCUGAAGGCUAAGAAGAAUCUCAAGCAGUCUACUGAAAACUUAGCAAAGCCUGUGGAGAAGGAUGACAGCCCUUGCUCCUUAGAUAAGCUUGAAGCAGAGCGAUCAUGGGAAAAUGUCCCUGUUACUUUCAAAUCUCCUGUCCCUGUUAAAGCCGAUGACCGUUUUCAACAAAGUUCUGGGACACAGUGUAUUAAUGAGAUUCUUGAAGACUUUUUAAGUGAUGAGAAUCAGAGCUCUACCCUAUCUGGAGGCAAACAUCAUGGUCCUGUUGAAGCCUUGAAACAAAUGUUAUUUAAUCUUCAAGCAGUACAAGAAAGUUUUAAUCAGAAUAAAAAUCGAGAGCCAAAAGAAGAGAUUAAACAAGUGUCAGAGGAUGAUUUCUCUAAAUUACAGCUGAAGGAAAAUAUGAUUCCUAUUACUAUGUCUCUUCAAAAGGCCUUACAACAUUUAUCACGCCUGAGAGACCUAGUGGAUGAUACCAGUGGGAAACAGUCAUCAAAAAUGUGAAGAGGAAAAUAAAACUUUAACCACAAUAAACAGUCACCAUACAACUCAUUA